UACGAAUUUCUAGGCGAACAACAACAAAAAAGAACACGAAGAAAGCUACUAAUAAUGCGCUCCUUUAAAAAAAGACAACUAUUCAUACACAAUUGGGGUUUGUUUCAUUCCUUGAAACUUGUGCUUCACUUUCUUUCUUCUUCACUCAAUACUCCUCUUUUUCUUUUUCUUCACUCAGUUAGUUCAUCAUCACCAAAAACAUCACUGAUCAGUUUAAUGGCGGGUAAAUUAGGAUCAUUCAGAUACAGUUUUGCAGAGAGGAGAGAGAGAGAAAGAUUACUCCAGUCAAAAGGUCAUGGGUACUCUUCUUCAUUGGGUUUACCCUUUUUAGAGGACCCACUUGAACAACACCAAAAUAUCAAUCAUCAUCAGAAAAACUGCUUAAUUAAAACUUUUGUAAAUUGGUGGAAUGGGUUUGCAGAAUUCACAAAAAAAGCUGUUGAUAUGGGAAAAUCAGAUCCUAGAAAGAUUGUAUUUUCUGCAAAAAUGGGACUUGCUUUGACACUUUUAUCAUUUCUUAUCUUUUUGAAGAAGCCUUUUGAAGAUCUUGGCCGUUACUCUGUUUGGGCUAUUCUCACUGUUGUUGUUGUCUUUGAGUUUAGCAUUGGAGCAACUCUUAGCAAAGGAUUCAACCGUGGAUUGGGGACAUUAUCUGCUGGAGGACUUGCUUUGGGAAUGGCAAUGUUGUCAACUUUUGCUGGUGACUGGGAAGAACUUGUAAUUAUCAUUAGUAUUUUUAUCAUAGGAUUUGUUGCCACAUUUUUGAAGCUAUAUCCUACAAUGAAGCCUUUUGAGUAUGGAUUCAGAGUAUUUUUGCUGACAUAUUGCUUUAUCAUGGUAUCUGGGUAUAGAACAAGAGAAUUUGUCGAAACAGCUGUUACUAGAUUCAUACUUAUCGCACUGGGUGCUGCUGUUGCCUUGUUGAUAAAUACUUGCAUUUACCCAAUAUGGGCUGGGGAGGAUCUGCACAACUUGGUGGUGAAGAACUUCACAAAUGUUGCAGUUUCUUUGGAAGGUGUUGUGAAUGGGUAUCUAAGCUGUGUUGAAUAUACUCGGGUCCCUUCAAAAAUUCUUACUUUUCAAGCUUCUGAUGACCCACUUUAUAGUGGUUAUAGAUCGGCUGUAGAUUCAGCAAGUCAAGAGGAUACUUUGGUAGGUUUUGCUAUCUGGGAACCACCUCAUGGUCCUUACAAAAUGCUUAGAUAUCCAUGGAAAACCUAUACCAAAGUCAGCGGCGCUUUGAGGCAUUGUGCAUUCAUGGUUAUGGCCAUGCAUGGCUGUAUUCUGUCUGAGAUUCAGGCACCUGCUGAAAAAAGACAGGUUUUUCGCAUUGAGCUUCAAAGAGUAGGUAAUGAAGGUGCUAAAGUGUUGCGUGAGCUGGGAAAUAGAAUCAAAAGAAUGGAGAAGUUAGGUCCAGAAGAAGAUAUACUUUAUGAAGUAGACGAGGCAGUAGAAGCAUUACAAAAGAAGAUUGACAGAAGGUCUUAUAUUCUUGUCAACUCAGAGUUUUGGGAAGUUGGGAAUCCUCAGAAUGACCCUGCACAAACUCGAGAUCUGCUGAUAGCGGAUCAUGAAAAUGCAAUAUCAGAAGUGAAGUCAGUCAGUGACUUUGAAGCACUACAUAGAUUGGCGAACCUUGAUGGUGAAAACCUUGGAACCCAGAGGAAGCAGUCAUCUUUGCCUGCUCCAUUGUUAUCCAUUGGUGACGACAAGGAUCCAAAUAAAGAUGAAUCAAAGACUUAUGAGAGUGCAAGUGCUUUAUCUUUAGCAACUUUUGCUUCGCUUCUUAUUGAAUUUGUAGCAAGGCUCCAAAAUCUUGUUGAAUCAUUUAAAGAACUAAGUGAGGAAGCGAAUUUUAAAGAACCUGUUCACUAUCAAAGACCAGAAGUACGAGUGGCUGGUACUUGAUCUGAUCAUAGAGAUUCGUGGUUCUUAAAAGAACCUUUACUUCAGUUUUCCGAGUUUUUGUUUCAUUCACGCCCUAUUUCUAAUUACGGCAUGAUCAGGAAGUUUCUUGCCAAUACGGGACUGUAGAUAGCUAUGAAAGAGUAAUAUUAACUCACCUUUUUGGCUUCAGUCUUCAGUGGUGAUGUCUCUCGUGCAGAUGUUGUGGCAGGAGUGUGUACUUAUUAUGUCUUCAUGUCUGGCAAGUUGAGGAGCAGCAGCAAUGUUGUAAUGCCAAGAAUUUGAUGUUUCUUAUUAGAGUUCAAUCUUGAAGAAUGAAACCUCAGAAAUGCUGGUUGCAAUUGAGGGAUGUUUUGGUGAUUAGGAUCAUGUAUCAAACUGUACAUAUAGGAAACUUAUUCAUGGACAAAAUUGGGAGAUGCUACCAUGCUUGUACAUAAGCUAAAAUUACUCCUCGCACUGAUGUUCAGAAAAGUUUUAACGAAUCAUUUCCAUUGGAUCGA
Messenger RNA from Beta vulgaris subsp. vulgaris (sugar beet), 2408 nucleotides. Its product is annotated as aluminum-activated malate transporter 9. The record is from RefSeq and is a predicted model, not a curated record. The transcript is spliced from 6 exons. Gene Ontology annotation, biological process: malate transport. Gene Ontology annotation, cellular component: plant-type vacuole membrane. NCBI's taxonomy places the organism in Eukaryota, Viridiplantae, Streptophyta, Magnoliopsida, Caryophyllales, Amaranthaceae. Bases 55 to 1908 code for a protein of 617 amino acids.